This is a messenger RNA of Cynara cardunculus var. scolymus (artichoke), 1547 nucleotides long. Its product is annotated as pentatricopeptide repeat-containing protein At3g14580, mitochondrial. NCBI's taxonomy places the organism in Eukaryota, Viridiplantae, Streptophyta, Magnoliopsida, Asterales, Asteraceae. Bases 21 to 1316 code for a protein of 431 amino acids. The record is from RefSeq and is a predicted model, not a curated record. Gene Ontology annotation, molecular function: protein binding. The transcript has 2 exons.
UCGAAGCCCUAAAGAAUAAAAUGAUUACCCGUUCGAUCAUUGCUUCCACUGCCAAACUUCGCAAGAUUUAUCAAUUAAACUGGUAUCAUUCAGCUGCUUCAAUCGAUUCUUCAACAAAACCCCAUCCGUUUAAUUUACUUGAUCAUAAAGACUGGUUAAGCCCAAAUGAAGUCGUCAAGAUUUUCGAAACCCUAAAAGAUCCCAAUUCGACUCUUACUGUUCUAAAUCAACUCUCGAAGCGGAAGGAUUAUAAGCCCAAUGAAGCUCUUUACGCAUCAGUGAUAGAUAAUCUUUCAAAAGCCAAGAAUUUUGAUGGGAUUGAACAAGUGAUGAAGUUAAUCAAACUUGAAAAGGGGUGUCGGCUUUCUGAUGGGUUUUUCUACAAUGUGAUCAGGAUUUAUGGGCUGGGUGCAGGUCGAAUUAACCGAGCAAUCGACACCCUUUUCGAUAUGCCAAGUUAUGGCUGUUGGCCGACGCCAAAAACGUUUAAUUUUGUGUUGAAUUUGCUAGUGAACACUAAGCAAUUUGAUGUGAUUCAUGAGGUUUUUAUGGCUGCUGGGAAAUUAGGUGUUGAGAUUGAUGCUUGUUGUUUGAAUAUCAUGAUCAAAGGCUUGUGUAAAAAUGGGGAUGUCAAUGCUGCACUCCAAGUGUUUGAUGAAUUUCCUAAACAGAAUUGUAAGCCUAAUGUGAGAACUUUUUCGGCUUUGAUUCAUGGGUUGUGUGAAUCCGGUCGUAUUGAAGAAGCAUUUUCAUUCUUGGAGAAGAUGGAAACAGAAGGUGUCGAUCCUGAUACAAUCUUGAUAAACAUACUGAUUUCGGGUUUAAGGAAGAAUGGUAGAAUUCAAGAAAGUAUCGAGCUUUUCAAUAGAAUGUUGCUAAAAGGAUGCGAACCAAUUCCUAGUUCCUACCAAGAGGUUCUGUAUGCUUUGCUCGAUAGCAGAAAAUACGCCGAGGCUAUAAAUCUAACACAAAAGAUGUCAUCCAAGAAGAUGGUUCCAAGUUUCGAAUCGUAUAAAUUGAUGAUCAGCGGUCUUUGUGAAGAAAACCUCAUGUCAGAUGUUAAUUUGGUUUUGAAGCAGAUGAUAGAAAAUGGUUUUGUGCCAAAAAUGGCAAUGUGGAGGCAGAUUCUUCAGUGUAUGCUAUCUGGCUACUAUCGGAGCAGCUGGCAUCAUCAAGAUAUGAUCCCGAUUUGGUGCUACUGCCCACGGAUUCGCUGUCCUUUUGGACCCUCUUCUUCCCCUUUCUGGGUUCCCAAACUUGUGGGAUUUCUGUUCCUGGAUGGUGAACCCAUAUGCUGGUCUGUUGUUGCCCUUUAACAUCAACGGGUUCAAAGUCAUCUUCCACUGGUGUAGAUUUUUCAAAAAGCUCACCAGAGCUAGCUCCUUUCUUGGCCGUUUCAGGUGCGGAAGAUUUUGUCAACUCAUUGCUUGAUGCAUCCCCAUCACAUGAUGGUUCACUUACCUAUAUAGAUUAAAUACCAUUUGGGUAAUUGUAUUAAUUAGGGAAUGGUAUUCAUAAUGAAUAAUAUUCAUCAAUAUUUAGGGUAA